AUGGCAAUCAAACAGACGCCUGGUACACUGGCACCUACGCCCCUUCUGAGCGAUGAGGUGCACAGCGGUAUACCGAAACGCAUGGAGGAGGAUGCGAGGGUUGCAAAGGAGCGAUUAUAUUCCAACAAGACCAUGUCUGAGAGUAUUCCCCGCCAGCGCGAAGUCCCGAGAUUGCCGCCGAAUACAUCGAGAGAGAAGUUCAACCAGGUCAUGACUGAACUUCGGGAACAGUUGGGGUCUGCGAAUGUGGAGAUCAAUGAUAAACCCUUGAUUGACGGGUGGUAUAUGGAGCAUCCAAACACGCAUGAUGCUUUCCAUAUCGCGCACCAGGAGGAAAUGGUAUGCAGUGCGGCCGUAUAUCCGUGUACAACAGAGGAAGUCCAGGCCGUGGUACAUUGGGCGAACAAGCAUGUUAUUCCCAUAUAUCCCAUCUCAAUGGGCCGGAACAUCGGGUAUGGAGGUGCAGCGCCCCGAGUACCCGGUUCUGUCGUGGUUGAUCUUGGAAAACGGAUGAACAAGGUGUUGAAGAUAGACGGGGACAAUGCAUCGUGCAUGGUUGAGCCUGGUGUCUCGUACUAUAAACUGUAUGAGGAGGUGCAGAAGACUGGGUAUCCUCUAUGGAUUGACUGCCCUGAUCUCGGUGGAGGGAGUGUAAUGGGAAAUGCAUUGGAUCGGGGAGUUGGAUAUACACCCUAUGGGGACCACUUCUCCCAGCACUGCGGAAUGGAGAUUGUGCUACCAACCGGAGAGCUGCUACGAACAGGCAUGGGCGCACUCCCCGGCAAAGACGGUGCAGACAAUCCCACCUGGGGCUCAUUCCAGCCAGCAUACGGCCCAUACUCCGAUGGAAUAUUCAGCCAGAGUAACUUCGGCAUCGUCACCAAGAUGGGCUUCUGGCUGAUGCCCGCGACAAACAGCUUCUCGUAUAUGGCCACCUUCCCACACGACGAUGACUUCGAGCAGAUCAUCGAGGUGAUCCGCCCAUUGGCGCAGCGAGGGGUAUUCGGAAAUAUACCCCAGCUGCGACACGUUAUACAAGAGCUUGCAGUCACCGGCAAACCCAAGAGCGCAUGGUACAAUGGCCCUGGGAGGGUCCCUCGAGACGUCCUCGCAGACAGUGCUAGAACCCAACCAUGCGGCGACGUGUCGUGGGUCUUCUACGGGACUCAAUACGGGAGCGAAGACGCCAUAAACGCCCAAAUGGACAUAAUCCGAGCAGCCUUCGCCAGCAUACCUGGAAGCAAGUUCCUAUACACCCAAGACCUACCAGAAUCGCACUACCUGCAUUCCCGCGCAAAGGUCUGCGCUGGUAUCCCUGUCCUCCGUGAAGUCGACUGGCUAAACUGGGUCCCAAACGCAGCGCAUCUAUUCUUCUCACCUAUCGUGCCAACAAGGGGGAAAGACGCGCGGAUUGUACAUAGCAUCGUCGAAGGCCUGCACAGGAAAUGGGGCUUCGACAACUUUCCCACGCUUGCAAUUGCGGGACGGGAAAGUCACUAUAUUGCCAAUAUUGUUUACGACCGCGGUGACCCGGACCAGAAGCGACGCGCGACGGGGCUGAUGAGGGAGCUGAUUGCGGAGUGCGCAAAGGAGGGCUAUGGUGAGUACCGGACCCAUUUGCUGUUUGCGGACCAGGUGGCGGCCACAUAUGGGUGGAAUAAUCAGGCGCUGAGGAGGUUCAAUGAGACGAUUAAGGAUGCAUUGGAUCCGAAGGGGAUUCUGGCGCCUGGCAGGAAUGGCAUCUGGCCUAGGGCUUAUAGGGAGAUCGGGUGGGAGAUUACGCCAGAGAGGGAUAUCCAGCGAGAUGUCGUACCUAAGGCGAAACUUUGA
This is a messenger RNA of Aspergillus puulaauensis, 1830 nucleotides long. Its product is annotated as FAD-binding oxidoreductase. The transcript has 3 exons. The record is from RefSeq and is a predicted model, not a curated record. Gene Ontology annotation, biological process: lactate catabolic process. NCBI's taxonomy places the organism in Eukaryota, Fungi, Ascomycota, Eurotiomycetes, Eurotiales, Aspergillaceae. Gene Ontology annotation, cellular component: mitochondrion. Gene Ontology annotation, molecular function: D-lactate dehydrogenase (cytochrome) activity; D-lactate dehydrogenase (NAD+) activity; FAD binding. The coding region runs from base 1 to 1830 and encodes 609 amino acids.